Halteromyces radiatus is the source of this 300-nucleotide messenger RNA. RefSeq lists its product as uncharacterized. The transcript has a single exon. Bases 1 to 300 code for a protein of 99 amino acids. NCBI's taxonomy places the organism in Eukaryota, Fungi, Mucoromycota, Mucoromycetes, Mucorales, Cunninghamellaceae. The record is from RefSeq and is a predicted model, not a curated record.
AUGGACACAAUAGGAAGAUCCACCUUUUCUGCUCAAGUAUCCAUACCACACAGUAGUGUCUCACCGAAUCAAAGUUAUUCUUCUUCAAGUCAUCCAAACUAUUUGACGGACGAACGAUUAUUGGAAAUAGUGGAAAACUUGGAAGAUCAUUGGCGAUCUCCUCCCAUCUUGACACCAACCACUGUUGCCAUGAUAUUUAACAAUUCUUACAAUGGUAUUUCUCCCUCAACGCCUUUUCGGACCAUCGCCUCUUCUUCUUCGUCGUCGGAUAUGGUAUGUCGAUCCAAAACAUCAAAAUAA